GGCGCAGCUGAUCGAACAGUGCAACACGAUAGAUUUGAUAUAGCCUACCUACCUUUUCAAAAUCUUCUUAACUUCUUUCAUGUUCAGUUGCUUUGAUUGUAAAAUUUUGCACUUUAGAAACCCGAGUAUUAAUUAAAAAAUUCAAUUCAAUAGGGAAAGACAAGUUAAAGUCUUUGUGUACAAAUAGGUACUAACGUACCUUUCAUAUUUUUCAAUGGCUGAAAUAGAUGCAUUUCUUCUGGAUAUAUUCAAUGCAGAACAAGAAGAACGAGUUCAAAGGCUGAACAGAUUUCAUCAGCUUCGACUAGAAAGACAACAACUUCGAGAUGUAUCAAAUCCUUUUACUUUACCUGCCGAAUUCUUUAGAAGAUAUUACAGAAUGCCUCCACAUGUAGUGAUGCGACUGAUUGGGUUGGUUGAGAACAGACUAAUCAGAGAGAGGAGUACUGCAAUCCCUACACAUCUUUCAGUAUUAAUUACUUUAAGAUUUUUGGCCGAAGGAGGUCUACAAAAAGGUUUCGCACAAGAUUUUGUACAUCCUAUGACUUUAUACGCUUUCCUGGAACAGAAGGGCAAAGAGAACAUAAUUCAAACCGCUUUCAAAGGACUACUAGGAUUCCUGGUAUUAUUGGGGCUGUUGAUGGUUUUAUGGUGACGUUUUAUAGGCCAACAAUAAACGAAGAAGCAUUUUUUAACUAUCGUGUAGGAACUUCCAUGAAUGUACAAAUAAUUGUAGACUCCGACUAUAACAUCCUCAAUAUUCGAGUAUGUCCUGGAAGUAAUAACGACCGGUUCGUCUGGCAAUUUUCAGAAGCUAAAGAAUACAUGGAAGAUCUACGGGCAGAUGAAAAUUUUCCUAAUCGUUACUAUAUAAUAGGAGAUAGUGGCUACACUCCUUCUCGGGUAUUAUUAACACCGGAUCUCAAUGCAGCAGAAGGAUCUCCAGCUCAUGUAUAUACAUUAGAGCAUGUAAGGACUCGAUGCAUUGUGGAGCGUACUAUUGGAAUACUUACCAAUGUGUGGUUAGUUAUUAAUCGAAGUAGAAAAUUGCAUUAUUCUCCAGAAGCAGUAGUAAAUAUUAUUCAUGCUUGUGCUGUUUUGCACAAUUUUCGAAGAAGACAAGGCAUUUUAGAUGAAAAUGAUCAUAAUUUUCAGCCUGCAGAGCUUCGUGAUGAUGUUAAUAGGAGAGGAAGAGGAGAAGCAGCAGAAUAUGCAGCAGGAAUUGCAGAAAGAAACCAUAUUAUUACACAGCAUUUUAUGUAGAUUGUAACAAUUUAUUUUAUUCUUUUUAUAAAUAAAACUUGUGUUCUGGCAUCGUAUAUUGUGGAAUGUAGUAGAUUUUUUUUAUCAUAAAAAAUUAGUUAAGCAUUUCGAUUAAUAUUAAAUUAAAUUAAUUAAAUAAAUUAAAUUGAUUAAUUCACAUAUGGGGAAUAGCAUGUCACCUUCGAAUUUAAAUUAAAUGUAUGAGUCGCCAUUCAUGUCACGAGAUACGAGUGCGCUAUAGUCAUAGUCGUAGUGCGUGUGUCUACGAGCCAACACAAAAUCUCUAAUAAAAAUUCUGUGAGAUAGGGGAUAUGAGACGAUUAUUGUUUUCUCAAUUGUCACAUUUCCUUAAACUCGUCGAGGUUUAUGUAAAUCCGCCCAAAAACGUACUAUCAAUGCUAAAAACAUCGCGUUGCGCAUGCGCAUUGGUAUCUGUUUUAUCAUCAUGUGUCGUGACAGGACGACACACUGGUCUGUGUCGCUGGUUUGACUGUCUCACACGACACGCUUAGACAAUAAGGCCCCUGGGCUCAUCAGUCGGAGUCGGUCCUCGCGCUUGUGUGCAUACAUCCUCUAUACACGUACGUUGCAUAGAGAUAGCGGGAGUUGUGGCUGUUUCGCGGCGCGAUGUUAUUGUCGCGUCGAUACUGGAACAGUAGUAGCCGCUAUCGUCGCUCGACAAGCUCCUAUGAGGGAGACGACUGCUGAGGGACUCGCGCAGACGAUGCAGCUGUAGCUAUACUGGCGGGAUGCAGCAAGGAGCGAGACGACGACGCCGUCGCCGACGCCAUCUCCUUGAGCCACCGCCGGCUCUGGGGCACGACGAUGGCAGUGCAUCGUCUUCCGAUAGCCCGCGUUGAACUGUAGAACCGCAACAAGUAGCCAAAAGCGAAGCGUUAGACAUGGCUGAACCCGGGGGCAGUCAGAAAUCUGCGGGUGACAAUCAAAUUUCUCACAGUCAGAUGGACGUUAACGAAUGCCUUGCUAGCUGGCUCACAUAUCUCCAGAUGCUGAACGGACUCUGCUCGGCUGGGACGAAACUGGCGCUCUCGCUGCAGGCACUCCUAUCGGUUCACGAGAGCGUGGCCCAGUGCAAGCUGACCGGCCAAUGUCUCGCCGGUUGGGAGGAGCUGACCCGAGCGACGAAUGUGGCUAGCCACACGGUCAAGAAGCACGUCGUUGCAGCCAUGAAGGACUACGAGGUCCUCGACAACAGCCGCGUUGAGAAGCACGACAUCCUUCGUGACAAUCUGUUGACCUUCAUAAAUCUCCAAUACCAGUUUUGCGUCGCGUGUUGCAAAUGUUUGGGCAGCAUGGCCGAGUGCUCCUGCUCGCAGGACGGCAGCGAGUGCGACAUAGCCGCGCUGCAGCAGUGCUUCGAGCGACUCUACAGCUCGCCACCGCCGACGGGGGUCUCCUCCGCCUCCUCGACGCAACAGCCCUCACAGCACAGCAGCCACAGGUCCCCUCUGCCCUACUCCCUCUUUCCUCUGCAGGUCCAGAGAAGAUGGUCGGAAACCGCGGCGGCCGACAUGUCCAGCGAAUCUGCCGAGCAGACGCUGCGCAGGUGGUCGAUGCCCUGGGACUGCCGGCACGUGACGGAGUGGCCCAGGCAAGAGGUCAGACGACUGCGGGUGCCGGUUCAGGAUCGCAGCCGAUCCACCACCCCGGACUCGCUCUGGAAGUCGACCAUGACCAGUCAAGACGGCCUGCGAGAGGCGAUACAGCUGCUCUCCUGCAAACCAGGUGUUAAAUUCUCGAGCCAACAGUCGUCCUACGGAGCUCAUCACGUGCCUGGUCUAACGUUAACGACUUGCAGCUACGAGACCAUUGGUUACGAGUCUUCUGCCAUUUGGCCGGAUUCCAGAAGUGUCCACUCCUCCAAGUGCUGGCCCCACGACUCGCACUCCAGCGAUCACUCGGACCAUUCUGGGCAUCGCGACAGUGACCACAGCGUUCACAGUGGAGAACACAGAGACUCGGAACAUAGCGGGGGCAGCGGUAGCGCACACGGCGACAGCAAGGACAGCAUUCACUCGCAUCACAGCGAUUACAGCUGCCACAGAGAAUCUGAUCCUGGUGUAGUGGAUCUACUUUCGUCGCGCAAAAACAGCUCGUCCACAGACUCUUGUCUAUCCGCGCACAGUCGAUCGGGCUCUGAAAGCGCAGCCACCGCUGGGGAAUCGGUUAGAUCGAAUUUAUACUCCAUGUGGAGCGGCAGCGAUUUGUCUUUCAUAAAAUUGCCGGAGAGCAGCGAGAUUCCGGAUGACUCUACGAUUUAAUCGAACAAAGUCAAAAACCCGGCGAUCCCAUCUUCAAGACUAUAAAUAACACCAAAGCCGCUAUUAUAGUGUAGCCAAAUGUUGGAAAGCUUUUUGUAAACAAAAAGUUCCUGACACUCGCGCGCGAAAGUAUAUGCUCAGCUGAGAAGGCACAAUUUCGAAGAAAUUCAUUUGUUGAUAUAUUGUAUAACGAUAGGACCUACGCCUAAGCUGUUUUCAUUCUCAUAAAUAUAUAAAAGUAUAGGAUAUCUAUCUGUACCCCGCUAUCGUUUGAAAAGCCCUUUUCGAAUUAGUUGUUGAAUUUCCUACAAUUUAGAUGUAAAAUCUGCCCAACUGCCAAAACUUCUAAUAGAGCAAUCCGUAUGAAAGACAGUGAAUAGACAUUACAAUAAUGGUGAAUAUACAUGAGUAUAGCGUUUAAUGUACGUUUAUGUUUUCAUAUACAAAAAAUGUCUGAAUAAAAAAUUAAAAAUUA
Nasonia vitripennis (jewel wasp) is the source of this 4020-nucleotide messenger RNA. RefSeq lists its product as uncharacterized. Bases 2166 to 3545 code for a protein of 459 amino acids. Lineage: Eukaryota; Metazoa; Arthropoda; Insecta; Hymenoptera; Pteromalidae. The record is from RefSeq and is a predicted model, not a curated record. The transcript has 15 exons.